Molecule: messenger RNA, 15094 nt
Organism: Cavia porcellus (domestic guinea pig)
Lineage: Eukaryota; Metazoa; Chordata; Mammalia; Rodentia; Caviidae
Gene: Muc2
Product: mucin 2, oligomeric mucus/gel-forming
Exons: 47
Coding region: 16-14958 (4980 amino acids)
Cellular component (GO): extracellular matrix
Molecular function (GO): protein binding
Source: RefSeq, a predicted model, not a curated record
CUCUCCUGAGCCACCAUGGGGCUGCCACUGGCCCGCCUGGUGGCCACCUGUCUGGCCCUGGCCUCAGCCGGGGGCUUGGAGCUGCAGAGAGUGGGCCACAAUGUCUGUAGCACCUGGGGCAACUUCCACUACAAGACCUUCGAUGGCGACAUCUUCCAGUUUCCUGGCCUCUGCAACUACAACUUCGCCUCAGACUGCCGCGACUCCUACAAGGAGUUCGCUGUGCACCUGAAGCGGGGCCUGGGCCAGAGCGGCAGCCACCCCCAGGUGGAGUCUGUGCUGCUGACUAUCAAGGACGACAUCAUCUACCUCACCCGGCAGCUGACCGUGGUGAACGGCGCCAUGGUCAGCAGUCCGUACUACAGCUCCGGGCUGUCCAUCAUUAAGAGUGAAGCCUACACCAAAGUCUACUCUCGAGCUGGCCUCUUGCUCCUGUGGAACCGCGAGGAUGCGCUCAUGCUGGAGCUGGACAGCAGGUUCCAAAACCACACCUGUGGGCUGUGUGGUGACUACAACGGGCUGCAGACCUACUCGGAAUUCCUGUCGGAAGGUGUAACCUUCAGUGCCAUCGAGUUCGGGAACAUGCAGAAGAUCAACAAGCCCGAGACAGAGUGCGAGGAUCCCCAGGAGGCAGAGGAGCCCGAGUCCUGCUCUGAGCACCGUGCUGAGUGUGAGAGUCUGCUGACGGUUGCGGCCUUUGAGGACUGCCGGGACCGCAUACCACUGGAGCUGUAUGUGGACGCCUGUGUGCGUGACCGCUGCCAGUGCACAGCUGCUGACAGCUGCGUGUGCAACUCCGUGGCCGAGUAUUCCCGCCAGUGCUCCCACGCAGGGGGCCGGCCUGGCAACUGGAGGACAGCCUCCUUCUGUGCCAAGAGCUGUCCUGGCAACAUGGUGUACCUGGAGAGCAGCUCGCCCUGCAUGGACACCUGUUCCCACUUGGGGGUCAGCCACCUGUGUGAGGAGCACUAUAUGGACGGCUGCUUUUGCCCUGAAGGCACUGUGUAUGAUGACAUCACUAGCAGUGGCUGUGUCCCCGUCAGCCAGUGCCACUGCAAGCUCCAUGGCCACUUGUAUGCCCCAGGCCAGGAGGUCACCAACGAGUGUGAGCAGUGCGUCUGCAACGCCGGCCGCUGGGAGUGCCAGGACCUGCCGUGCCCCGGAGCCUGUGCCCUGGAGGGUGGAGCCCACAUUACCACCUUUGAUGGGAAGAGGUUCACCUUCCAUGGGGACUGCUAUUACGUCCUGACCAAGGGUGACCACAACAACUCCUACUCUCUGCUGGGUGAGCUGGGCCCCUGCGGUGCUACUGACAAGCAGACCUGCCUGAAGACUGUGGUGCUGCAGAUGGACAACAGGAAGAACGUGGUGGCCUUCAAGUCCGAUGGCAGCGUGCUGCUCAAUGAGAUGCAGGUGACCCUGCCCCAUGUGGCUGCCAGCUUCUCCAUCUUCCGACCAUCCUCCUACCACAUUGUGGUGAGCACAGUCCUUGGACUGCGGCUGCAGGUCCAGCUGGAGCCCAUCAUGCAGCUCUUCGUGACUCUGGACCCCUCCGCCCAGGGCCAGGUGCAGGGCCUCUGCGGGAACUUCAAUGGCCUGGAAACCGACGACUUCGAGACGUCUUCGGGGCUGGUGGAGGCCACAGGAGCCAGUUUUGCCAACUCCUGGAAGGCACAGGACAGUUGCGAGGACAAAUUGGACUGGCUGGAUGACCCCUGCUCCCUCAACAUCGAGAGUGCCAACUAUGCCGAACACUGGUGCUCCCUCCUGAAGAAUGUGGAGACGCCCUUCGGCAGGUGCCACGUGGCUGUGGACCCCACCGAGUAUUACAAGAGGUGCAAGUACGACACGUGCAACUGUCAGGACAACGAGGACUGCCUGUGCGCGGCGCUGUCCUCCUACGCGCUCGCCUGCGCCGCCAAGGGCAUCAUGCUGUGGGGCUGGCGGAAGCAAAUCUGCAACAAGGACGUGGACGCCUGCCCCAGUUCCCAGAUCUUCCUGUACAACCUGACCGCCUGCCAGCAGACCUGCCGUUCGCUCUCUGAGGGCCACGCCCGUUGCCUGAAGGGCUUUGUGCCCGUGGACGGCUGUGGCUGCCCCGACAACACCUUCCUUGACCAGAAAGGCCGCUGUGUGCCCAGGGCCAAAUGUUCCUGCUACCACCACGGGCUCUACUUGGAGGCAGGGGAGGUGAUCCUGAGGCAGAAUGAUCGCUGCACCUGCCAGGACGGGAGGCUGAACUGCAGGCCGAUCCAGCUGAUUGGGCAGAGCUGCAAGGCCCCCAGAAUUCUGGUAGACUGCAAUAACCUCACAUCUCCAGCCAUCCGGAAGCCCCGCCCCAUCAGUUGCCAGACCCUGGUAGCUGGCUAUUACCACAUGGGCUGUGUCAGUGGCUGCAUGUGCCCCAACGGGCUGCUGGAUGAUGGCCGAGGCGGCUGCGUGGAGCCGGAGGAGUGCCCGUGCCUCCACAAUAAGCACCUAUACUUCCCUGGGCAACAGAUCAAGCUGGACUGCAACAACACCUGCACCUGCCAGAGGGGACGCUGGGAAUGCACAAAGUUCGUGUGCCACGGUACCUGCUCCAUCUAUGGCAGUGGCCACUACGUCACCUUUGAUGGGAGGCACUAUGACUUUGACGGACACUGCUCCUAUGUGGCCAUUCAGGACUACUGUGGCCAGAACUCCACAGGCUCUUUCAGCAUCGUCACUGAGAAUGUCCCUUGUGGCACCACUGGUGUCACUUGUUCCAAGGCCAUCAAGAUCUUCCUAGGGAGGACGGAGCUGAAGCUGGAGGACAAGCACAGCAAGGUGAUCCAGCUGGAGGAAGGCCACCAUGCAGCCUACACCACUCGGGAGGUGGGCCAGUACCUGGUGGUGGAGGCCAGCACGGGUGUCAUCGUGAUCUGGGACAAGAAGACCACUGUCUUCAUCAAGCUGGCUCCCUCCUACAAGGGCUCCGUGUGUGGGCUGUGUGGGAACUUUGACGACCGCACCAGCAACGACUUCACCACACGGGACCACAUGGUGGUAAGCAGCGAGCUGCACUUUGGGAACAGCUGGAAGGAGACCUCCACUUGCCCAGACGUGACUGUCACCCCGGAGCCCUGUAGCCUGAACCCUCAUCGCCGCUCCUGGGCGGAGAAGCAGUGCAGCAUCAUCAAGAGCAGCGUGUUCGCAGUGUGCCACAGCAAGGUGGACCCCACGGUCUUCUAUGAGGCCUGUGUGCAUGACUCCUGCUCGUGCGACUCUGGCGGGGACUGCGAGUGCUUCUGCUCUGCCGUGGCCUCCUAUGCCCAGGAGUGCACCAAGGCUGAGGCCUGCGUGUUCUGGAGGACCCCAGAUCUGUGCCCCAUAUUCUGUGAUUACUACAACCCCCCUAACGAGUGUGAGUGGCACUAUGAGCCAUGCGGGAACCGCAGCUUCGAGACUUGCAGAACCAUCAACGGCAUCCACUCUAACAUCUCUGUGUCCUACUUGGAGGGCUGCUACCCCCGGUGCCCUAAGCACAGGCCCAUCUAUGAUGAGGACCUGAAGAAGUGUGUCACUGGGGACCAGUGUGGCUGCUACAUCGAGGGCACCCACUAUCCUCCUGGAAAAUUGAUUCCCACCAAGGAGAUCUGCAAGACCUGCGUGUGCACCAACUCCUCUGAGGUGAGCUGCUGGUGGGACGAAGGGAAGAUCAUCAACGAGACCCAAGAUGGCAUCUUCUGCUACUCUGAGAUCUGUGGCCCGAAUGGGACAGUGAACAAGACCUUCGUGAUCUGUAAAUCCACCACACUAGCUCCAUCCACCACGCUACGCCCGUCCACCCUGACCACUUCCACCUCGGUCCCCACUGCCUCCACCCCCAUCCUUACCACCACCAGCACUUUCCCACCCAGGACAGAGAUUUGCUGCUUCUGGUCAGACUGGAUCAACGAGGACCACCCUAGCAGCGGUACUGAUGGUGGUGACCAUGAGACUUUUGAAAGAGUUUGCAGUGCUCCUGAGGACAUCCAGUGCAGGUCAGCCAUCGAACCUCAUCUCAGCUGGAAGGAGUUAGGCCAGAAAGUCCAGUGCAAUGUCUCCCAUGGGUUCCAUUGCAAGAAUGAAGAUCAAUUUGAAAGUGGACUAUUUGGGUUGUGUUAUGACUACGAGAUACGAGUCAACUGUUGCCUGGAGAUGGAAUAUUGCCCAACGCCCAGCUUACCCACGUCUCCACUGACCACCACGCCAACCACCACAACAAUCACAUUACCGCUGACAACAUCACCGACCACCAGGCCAACCACAUCACCAGCCACCAGCCCUACCACAUCACUGACCACAUCACCGAGGACCACCCUGACUAGCUCACUGACCACCACGCUGAACACACCACUGACUACCACACCAAACAUUCCAUGUGAUUGCAAAUGGACUGGCUGGGUAGAUUCAGGAAAACCACCAUUGGAGAAGCCAGGGGGAGAUUUUGAAAGGAUUGAAGAUGUCUGUGCACCUCCCUGGAUAGCAACUAACAUCUCCUGCAGAGCUGUACAGUAUCCCCAUAUUCCAAUUGAACAGCUUGGACAGCACGUGACAUGUGACCUCAGUGUGGGGCUGGUGUGCAGAAAUGAAGACCAAACACUAGGUGGAGUAAUUCCACAGCCUUACUGCACCAACUAUGAGAUCAACGUUGAAUGCUGUGAGCUCUGCGUGCCCACCUCCACCACCAGCCUUACCUCCACUUCAACUAGCAAGCCUGAGAUGUCCACACCAACGCCCACCACCAUGGUAACCCCAACAGCCACACCCACCACAAGUAGAGAGACCCAAAGGAGCACACCAGAGACCACAACACCUCCCCCUACCACCACAACCACAGAAACACCAACACCCACCCCCACUACAACCACAGUGACAUCAACACUCACAGCACAGACGUCAACAACUACACCAACCAGUACUACCACAGAGACCCCGAUACCCACAACCACACCCAUUACUACCACAGUGACUCCAACUAUUACACCAGAGACCACAACACUUUCUUCUCCAAACACUACUACACAGAUUACAACACCCACACCUUCCACUACAACCCCAGUGACCCCAACCACUACUGCAGAGACUACACUUACACUGACCAGCACAACCACAGAGACACCAACACCCUCAGCCCCACUCAUUACUAAACCCACAGUGACUCCAACCACUACUCCAGAGACUACAACACUUACACCCACUACCAGGACCACAGAGACCCCAAAACCCACACCCACACCCAUUACUACAACCACAGUGACUCCAAGCACUACACCACAGACAACAACACUUUACUCUACCACCACUACCCCACAGACUACAACACCCACCCCGAUUACUACAGCCACAGUGACUCCAAACACUACGCCAGAGACUCCAACACCUACACCCACCAGAUCGACCACAGAGACCCCAACACUGACAUCCACACCCAUUACUACAACCACAGUGACUCCAAGCACUACACCACAGACAACAACACUUUACUCUACCACCACUACCCCACAGACUACAACACCCACCCCGAUUACUACAACCACAGUGACUCCAAACACUACGCCAGAGACUCCAACACCUACACCCACCAGAUCGACCACAGAGACCCCAACACUGACACCCACACCCAUUACUACAACCACAGUGACUCCAAGCACUACACCACAGACAACAACACUUUACUCUACCACCACUACCCCACAGACUACAACACCCACCCCAAUUACUACAACCACAGUGACUCCAAACACUACGCCAGAGACUCCAACACCUACACCCACCAGAUCGACCACAGAGACCCCAACACCGACACCCACACCCAUUACUACAACCACAGUGACUCCAACCACUACACCAGAGACCACAACAUCUCCCUCUAUAACAACUGCUACACAGACAACAACACCCACACCCUUUAGUACAACCACAGUGGCUCCAACCUCUACUCCAGAGACUACAACACUUACACCCACUACCAGGACCACAGAGACCCCAACACUGACACCCACACCCAUUACUACAACCACAGUGACUCCAAGCACUACACCACAGACAACAACACUUUACUCUACCACCACUACCCCACAGACUACAACACCCACCCCGAUUACUACAACCACAGUGACUCCAAACACUACGCCAGAGACUCCAACACCUACACCCACCAGAUCGACCACAGAGACCCCAACACUGACACCCACACCCAUUACUACAACCACAGUGACUCCAAGCACUACACCACAGACAACAACACUUUACUCUACCACCACUACCCCACAGACUACAACACCCACCCCAAUUACUACAACCACAGUGACUCCAAACACUACGCCAGAGACUACAACACCUACACCCACCAGAUCGACCACAGAGACCCCAACACCGACACCCACACCCAUUACUACAACCACAGUGACUCCAACCACUACACCAGAGACCACAACAUCUCCCUCUAUAACAACUGCUACACAGACAACAACACCCACACCCUUUAGUACAACCACAGUGGCUCCAACCUCUACUCCAGAGACUACAACACUUACACCCACUACCAGGACCACAGAGACCCCAACACUGACACCCACACCCAUUACUACAACCACAGUGACUCCAAGCACUACACCACAGACAACAACACUUUACUCUACCACCACUACCCAACAGACUACAACACCCACCCCGAUUACUACAACCACAGUGACUCCAAACACUACGCCAGAGACUACAACACCUACACCCACCAGAUCGACCACAGAGACCCCAACACCGACACCCACACCCAUUACUACAACCACAGUGACUCCAACCACUACACCAGAGACCACAACAUCUCCCUCUAUAACAACUGCUACACAGACAACAACACCCACACCCUUUAGUACAACCACAGUGACCCCAACCAUUACUCCAGAGACUACAACACUUACACCCACUACCAGGUCCACAGAGACCCCAAAACCCACACCCACACCCAUUACUACAACCACAGUGACUCCAAGCACUACACCACAGACAACAACACUUUACUCUACCACCACUACCCCACAGACUACAACACCCACCCCAAUUACUACAGCCACAGUGACUCCAAACACUACGCCAGAGACUCCAACACCUACACCCACCAGAUCGACCACAGAGACCCCAACACCGACACCCACACCCAUUACUACAACCACAGUGACUCCAACCACUACACCAGAGACCACAACAUCUCCCUCUAUAACAACUGCUACACAGACAACAACACCCACACCCUUUAGUACAACCACAGUGACCCCAACCAUUACUCCAGAGACUACAACACUUACACCCACUACCAGGUCCACAGAGACCCCAAAACCCACACCCACACCCAUUACUACAACCACAGUGACUCCAAGCACUACACCACAGACAACAACACUUUACUCUACCACCACUACCCCACAGACUACAACACCCACCCCAAUUACUACAGCCACAGUGACUCCAAACACUACGCCAGAGACUCCAACACCUACACCCACCAGAUCGACCACAGAGACCCCAACACCGACACCCACACCCAUUACUACAACCACAGUGACUCCAACCACUACACCAGAGACCACAACAUCUCCCUCUAUAACAACUGCUACACAGACAACAACACCCACACCCUUUAGUACAACCACAGUGACCCCAACCAUUACUCCAGAGACUACAACACUUACACCCACUACCAGGUCCACAGAGACCCCAAAACCCACACCCACACCCAUUACUACAACCACAGUGACUCCAAGCACUACACCACAGACAACAACACUUUACUCUACCACCACUACCCCACAGACUACAACACCCACCCCAAUUACUACAACCACAGUGACUCCAAACACUACGCCAGAGACUCCAACACCUACACCCACCAGAUCGACCACAGAGACCCCAACACCGACACCCACACCCAUUACUACAACCACAGUGACUCCAACCACUACACCAGAGACCACAACAUCUCCCUCUAUAACAACUGCUACACAGACAACAACACCCACACCCUUUAGUACAACCACAGUGGCUCCAACCUCUACUCCAGAGACUACAACACUUACACCCACUACCAGGACCACAGAGACCCCAACACUGACACCCACACCCAUUACUACAACCACAGUGACUCCAAGCACUACACCACAGACAACAACACUUUACUCUACCACCACUACCCCACAGACUACAACACCCACCCCGAUUACUACAACCACAGUGACUCCAAACACUACGCCAGAGACUACAACACCUACACCCACCAGAUCGACCACAGAGACCCCAACACCCACACCCACACCCAUUACUACAACCACAGUGACUCCAACCACUACACCAGAGACCACAACAUCUCCCUCUAUAACAACUGCUACACAGACAACAACACCCACACCCUUUAGUACAACCACAGUGACCCCAACCAUUACUCCAGAGACUACAACACUUACACCCACUACCAGGUCCACAGAGACCCCAAAACCCACACCCACACCCAUUACUACAACCACAGUGACUCCAAGCACUACACCACAGACAACAACACUUUACUCUACCACCACUACCCCACAGACUACAACACCCACCCCAAUUACUACAGCCACAGUGACUCCAAACACUACGCCAGAGACUCCAACACCUACACCCACCAGAUCGACCACAGAGACCCCAACACCGACACCCACACCCAUUACUACAACCACAGUGACUCCAACCACUACACCAGAGACCACAACAUCUCCCUCUAUAACAACUGCUACACAGACAACAACACCCACACCCUUUAGUACAACCACAGUGACCCCAACCAUUACUCCAGAGACUACAACACUUACACCCACUACCAGGUCCACAGAGACCCCAAAACCCACACCCACACCCAUUACUACAACCACAGUGACUCCAAGCACUACACCACAGACAACAACACUUUACUCUACCACCACUACCCCACAGACUACAACACCCACCCCAUAUACUACAGCCACAGUGACUCCAAACACUACGCCAGAGACUCCAACACCUACACCCACCAGAUCGACCACAGAGACCCCAACACCGACACCCACACCCAUUACUACAACCACAGUGACUCCAACCACUACACCAGAGACCACAACAUCUCCCUCUAUAACAACUGCUACACAGACAACAACACCCACACCCUUUAGUACAACCACAGUGACCCCAACCAUUACUCCAGAGACUACAACACUUACACCCACUACCAGGUCCACAGAGACCCCAAAACCCACACCCACACCCAUUACUACAACCACAGUGACUCCAAGCACUACAUCACAGACAACAACACUUUACUCUACCACCACUACCCCACAGACUACAACACCCACCCCAAUUACUACAGCCACAGUGACUCCAAACACUACGCCAGAGACUCCAACACCUACACCCACCAGAUCGACCACAGAGACCCCAACACUGACACCCACACCCAUUACUACAACCACAGUGACUCCAACCACUACACCAGAGACCACAACAUCUCCCUCUAUAACAACUGCUACACAGACAACAACACCCACACCCUUUAGUACAACCACAGUGACCCCAACCAUUACUCCAGAGACUACAACACUUACACCCACUACCAGGACCACAGAGACCCCAACACUGACACCCACACCCAUUACUACAACCACAGUGACUCCAAGCACUACACCACAGACAACAACACUUUACUCUACCACCACUACCCCACAGACUACAACACCCACCCCAAUUACUACAACCACAGUGACUCCAAACACUACGCCAGAGACUCCAACACCUACACCCACCAGAUCGACCACAGAGACCCCAACACCGACACCCACACCCAUUACUACAACCACAGUGACUCCAACCACUACACCAGAGACCACAACAUCUCCCUCUAUAACAACUGCUACACAGACAACAACACCCACACCCUUUAGUACAACCACAGUGGCUCCAACCUCUACUCCAGAGACUACAACACUUACACCCACUACCAGGACCACAGAGACCCCAACACUGACACCCACACCCAUUACUACAACCACAGUGACUCCAAGCACUACACCACAGACAACAACACUUUACUCUACCACCACUACCCCACAGACUACAACACCCACCCCGAUUACUACAACCACAGUGACUCCAAACACUACGCCAGAGACUACAACACCUACACCCACCAGAUCGACCACAGAGACCCCAACACCCACACCCACACCCAUUACUACAACCACAGUGACUCCAACCACUACACCAGAGACCACAACAUCUCCCUCUAUAACAACUGCUACACAGACAACAACACCCACACCCUUUAGUACAACCACAGUGACCCCAACCAUUACUCCAGAGACUACAACACUUACACCCACUACCAGGUCCACAGAGACCCCAAAACCCACACCCACACCCAUUACUACAACCACAGUGACUCCAACCACUACACCAGAGACCACAACAUCUCCCUCUAUAACAACUGCUACACAGACAACAACACCCACACCCUUUAGUACAACCACAGUGACCCCAACCAUUACUCCAGAGACUACAACACUUACACCCACUACCAGGACCACAGAGACCCCAACACUGACACCCACACCCAUUACUACAACCACAGUGACUCCAAGCACUACACCACAGACAACAACACUUUACUCUACCACCACUACACCACAGACUACAACACCCACCCCAAUUACUACAACCACAGUGACUCCAAACACUACGCCAGAGACUACAACACCUACACCCACCAGAUCGACCACAGAGACCCCAACACCGACACCCACACCCAUUACUACAACCACAGUGACUCCAACCACUACACCAGAGACCACAACAUCUCCCUCUAUAACAAUUUCUACACAGACUACAACACCCACACCCUUUAGUACAACCACAGUGACCCCAACCAGUACUCCAGAGACUACAACACUUACACCCACUACCAGGACCACAGAGACCCCAAAACCCACACCCACACCCAUUACUACAACCACAGUGACUCCAAGCACUACACCACAGACAACAACACUUUACUCUACCACCACUACCCCACAGACUACAACACCCACCCCGAUUACUACAGCCACAGUGACUCCAAGCACUACGCCAGAGACUACAACACCUACACCCACCAGAUCAACCACAGAGACCCCAACACCAACACCCACACCCAUUACUACAACUACAGUGACUCCAACCACUACACCAGAGACCACAACACCUUCCUCUACCACCACUACCACACAGACUACAACACCCACACCCUCCACUACAACCCCAGAGACCCCAACCACUACCCCAGAGACUACACCUACACCCACCACCACAACUACAGAGACCCCAAAAUCCACACCCACCCCGAUUACUACAACCACAGUGACUCCAAACACUACGCCAGAGACUACAACACCUACACCCACCAGAUUGACGACAGAGACCCCAACACUGACACCCACACCCAUUACUACAACCACAGUGACUCCAACCAGUACACCAGAGACCACAACACCUUCCUCUACCACCACUACUACACAGACUACAAUACUCACAUCCUCCACUACAAGCCCAGAGACCCCAACAAUAAUAGAGACGACAACAGCUAUACCCACCAGGACCACAGAAACCCCAACACUGACACCCACAUCCAUUACUACAACUACAGUGAUUCCAACUACUACACCAGAGACCACAACAUCUCCCUCUAUAACAACUUCUACACAGACUACAACACCCACACCCUCUAGUGCCACCCCAGUGACCCCAACCAUUACUCCAGAGACUACAGCAUCUACACCUACUACCCCAACAACAGAGACCCCUACACCCACACCCACACCCAUUACUACACCCACAGUGCCUCCAAGCACUACACCACAUACGACACUUUCCUUUACCACCACUACUACACAGAAUACAACACCCACACCCUCCUCCACAACCCCAGUGACAUCAACAGUAACAGAGACUUCAACAGUUACACCUACUACCAUGACCACAGAGACCUCAACAUCUAUACCCACACCUAUUACUUCAAUCACAGUGACUCCAACCACUCUACCAGAGACCACAACGCCUCUCUCUACCACUAGUAUUGCACAGACUAGGACACCCACAUCCUCCACCACAACCCUGAUGACCCCAACUGUAACAGAGACCUCAACACCUACACCCACCAGGACUCCAACUUCAGUAACUACCAGUACAGGGACCCUGACCACCACACCCACCAGCACAAGUCCGCAAACCACCACUCCUGUAUCUACCCAUUCUUCCCCAACCCCACGUCCUGUAUCAACGACCACCGCCGUCACCUUGACCCAGAGCACUCUCUCCACGGCACUGUCAACACGGGAGACCACACCACUUCCAAGUCCCAGUUCUAGCUGGACCUACAGUUCUCUCAGAAAGUGCUGCUUUGCGAAUGACACCUAUUAUGCCCCAGGUGAGGUGGUGUACAAUGGGACCCAUGGGGACACCUGCUAUUAUGUCAACUGCUCUCUGGAAUGCGAAUUCCAGAUCUUCAACUGGUCCUGCCCAUCCACACCUUCUCCAUCGCCCUCAACACCCUCCACGUCCACACCCACGCCCUCCACAUCCACACCCAUGCCCUCCACAACGAUAUCCAGCACAUCAGUCACCUCCAAGGGUCCUGGGUGCACAAACUUCACUCCUCCAAGAGAGGAGAAUGAGAGGUGGUUGUUGUGUAACUGCACGUGGGCCAUCUGUAAGUAUGACAACGUGGUGGAGAUUGUGGAGGUGGAGUGCAAGCCGCCGCCCAUGCCCACCUGCUCCAACGGCCUGCAGCCCGUGCAAGUCAUGGACCCCGACGGCUGCUGCUGGCACUGGGAGUGUGACUGCUACUGCACAGGCUGGGGAGACCCGCACUACAUCACCUUCGACGGGCUCUACUACAGCUACCAGGGCAACUGCACCUAUGUGUUAGUGGAGGAGAUCACGUCCACGGUGGACAACUUUGGUGUCUACAUUGACAACUACCACUGCGACGUCAACGACCAGGUGUCCUGCCCCCGCACACUCAUCGUGCGGCAUGAGACCCACGAGGUGCUGAUCAAAACUCUGCAGAUGAUGCCCAUCAAGGUUCAGGUGCAGAUCAACAAGCAGGUGGUGGCCCUGCCCUACAAGAAGUAUGGGCUAAAAGUGUAUGAGUCAGGCAUCAACUUCCUGGUGGACAUCCCUGAGCUGGGCGCCAUCAUCUCCUACAACGGCCUGUCCUUCUCCAUCAGGCUGCCCUACAGUCGCUUCGGCAACAACACCAAGGGCCAGUGCGGUACCUGUACCAACAGCACGGCUGACGACUGUGUGCUGCCCAGUGGGGAGGUCACCUCCAACUGCGAACUGGCUGCUGACCAGUGGGUGGUGAAUGACCCCUCUAAGCCACACUGUCCCCACACUGACAUCACUACGGAGCGCCCGGUUAUCAAGACAACUUUGCCCAAGAACUGCACUGUGUCUCCGCUCUGCCAGCUCAUCAAGGACAGCUUGUUUUCCCAGUGCCACCCCUGGGUGCCGCCCCAGCACUACUACGAGGCCUGCAUAUUCGACAGCUGCUUCGUGCCAAACUCUGGCAUGGAGUGCGCCAGUGUGCAAGCCUACGCGGCCCUCUGCUCCCAGGAAAAGGUCUGUGUGGACUGGCGGUCGCACACUAACGGGUCCUGCGCUGUGACGUGUCCGGCUCAUAGGCAGUACCAGCCCUGUGGGCCCGCAGAGGAGCCCACUUGCCAGUCAAGUGCCUCACAGAACUCCUCGGUCCUGGUGGAAGGCUGCUUCUGUCCUGAAGGCACUAUGAGCUACUCGCCUGGCUAUGAUGUCUGUGUGAAGAUGUGCGGCUGUGUGGGACCAGACAAUGUUCCCAGAGAGUUUGGGGAACGAUUCGUCUUCGACUGCAAGGACUGCAUCUGCCUGGAGGGCGGCAGUGGCAUCACCUGCCAGCCCAAGAAGUGUAGCCAGCAGGCACCACCCACGUGUGAGGAGGAGGGCACCUACCUGGUCACCGAGGUCAACCCGGCCGACACCUGCUGCAGCAUCUCUUCGUGCAAGUGCAAUGCCAGCCUGUGCACAAAGGAGCUCCCUUCGUGCCCACUGGGCUUUGAGGUGAAGAGCAAGACGGGGCCGGGGAAGUGCUGCCCAGUCUACUCCUGUGAGCCCAAGCAGGUGUGCGUGCACGAGAACGCAGAGUACCAGCCUGGAUCCCCAGUGUACUCCUCCAAGUGCCAGAAAUGCAUGUGUACCCGAGAAUUCAACAGCAGCAGCCAGCUCAACAUCAUCAGCUGUACCCACGUGCCCUGCAACGUGUCCUGCGACCCCGGCUUCGAGCCUGUGGAGGUCCCUGGUGAGUGCUGCAGCAAGUGCCAGCAGACCCACUGCAUCAUCAACAUUCCUGGCAGCCAGGCUGUGGUCCUGAAGCCCGGAGAUAUGGAGAGGAACCCCAGCAACAAGUGCACCUUCUUCAGCUGUAUGAAGAUCUACAACCAACUCAUCUCGUCCGUCUCCAACAUCACCUGCCCUGACUUCAACCCUGGCACCUGUGUCCCGGGCUCCAUCAGAUAUAUGCCCAAUGGGUGCUGCAGGACCUGCAUCUCUCUGAAUGAGACCAGGGUCCCUUGCUCCACCAUCCCAAUUGUCAAGGAAAUUUCCUAUGCCGGCUGUGCCAAGAACGUCACCACUAACUACUGCUCCGGGUCCUGCGAGACCUUUGCCAUGUACUCAGCCAAGGCACAGAGCCUGGACCAUCGCUGCUCCUGCUGCAAGGAGGAGAGCACCGUGGAGCGCCAGGUGGUCCUGGACUGUCCCAAUGGGGGCUCGCUGCCUUACACCUACACGCACAUCCAGGGAUGUCUGUGCCAGGAGAGCGUGUGCCAAAUCCCGGAGACCCGGGUGCGGCGUGCCAGCCCCAGGCUCCUGGGCAGGGUGUAAGCAGCCUGCGGGCCCACAGACUCACCCACCAUCCCUUGGCGCUUCCUCUCCCUCUGCUUGGUUUCCUCUCUGCAGAUAUUUAUUUUCUGAGUCUGUCUGAUGUUUGCUAUCUGAUAAUAAACUCAUGCAGAGGCGC